AUGAAUAGGCUGGUUAUUUAUUGUAAGAAAUAUUAUGGGAUUGAAAAAAGUUGUGUGUCAAGUUUUCGAUUUUAUAGUAAUAAAACAUAUGAUGAAAAGGAAGUAAAUUUUUUCGAUAAUUUAAAUGAAAAAUGGUGGGGUGAAAAAGGAUAUGGAAAUAAAUGUAAUAUUAAAAAUGUUCAGAAUAUUUUAAACAAGAUAGUUGGAAAAGAUACAUAUAGUUUACAUGAUUAUAAUAAAUGUAGGUUUGAUUUUAUUUUAAAAAAUUAUGAAUUUUUAUUUUAUGAAAAAAUAAAAAAAGAAAAGUCACAAAUAAAUAUUAACAUUUUGGAUGUUGGGUGUGGUGGUGGUAUUUUAUGUGAAUAUAUACAAAAUAAUAUAUUUUAUUUUUUAUUGAAAUAUGUCAAUAAUUCAAAAUUAAAACAAAUAAAUGUAAACAUAGAAGGUAUUGAUGUGUCGAGUAAAUUGAUAGAGUUGUCAAAAAGGAGAAUAAAUGAAAGAAAAAAAAAUAACAAUAAUAAUGUUUGUUAUGACUUGAAAAAUAGAACAAACAUAAAUGAGCCUGAACAAGCAGGUGUAUGUACAGACACAAAUCAAGAGAGUGAAAAAAAUAUUUAUACAAUUAAUAAGACUAUUGUAAAUAUAAAUUUAAAUUAUAAAAAUUGUGAUAUAUCUGAUUUAGUAGAUUCAAAUAAUGAGACAAAAAAAUAUGAUAUAAUUAUUUCAUCGGAAGUAAUUGAACAUAUACCUAACAACAAAAAAGAAAAUUUUAUAAAAUGCAUAAGUAAACUAUGCAACCCAUUGUCACUUGUUGUUCUUACUACAAUAAAUAAAAAUAUUCUUUCUUAUUUAUACUCAAUAGUUUUAGCAGAAUAUGUCACAGGAAUGAUAAAGAAGGGAACACAUAAUUAUGAUUACUUCAUUGAGGAGAAUGAACUAAAUAAUGUGUGUAAACAAUUUGAGCUUUACAAUUUAAACACAGAAUAUGUUAUGUAUAUUCCAAUGAUAAGGAAUUAUUUUAAAACCCGCAAACUAAACCUGUUAUAUAUGUCUUCCUUUGUUUAUAAAAAUAACAAGGAAUAA
Plasmodium vinckei vinckei is the source of this 1083-nucleotide messenger RNA. Its product is annotated as 3-demethylubiquinone-9 3-methyltransferase, putative. Lineage: Eukaryota; Apicomplexa; Aconoidasida; Haemosporida; Plasmodiidae. The transcript is spliced from 2 exons. Bases 1 to 1083 code for a protein of 360 amino acids. The record is from RefSeq and is a predicted model, not a curated record.